Mizuhopecten yessoensis (Yesso scallop) is the source of this 2251-nucleotide messenger RNA. RefSeq lists its product as uncharacterized. The record is from RefSeq and is a predicted model, not a curated record. NCBI's taxonomy places the organism in Eukaryota, Metazoa, Mollusca, Bivalvia, Pectinida, Pectinidae. The coding region runs from base 32 to 418 and encodes 128 amino acids. The transcript is spliced from 2 exons.
GACAGUCUUACUGCCGCUGGUUUUUGUCCUGAUGUUCCCGAAGAUCGUGAACAAGUCAUUUUUCGAUACAAAAGUUCAAGAUCAAUUCAGGCGUCAGUUAAGUACUAUGACUGGAGGACGAGGAGACAUGAUCGGUUUGGGGCUAUCGGACGAGGAGAAGCAAGAAGACGAGACAUCGGAAGGGGAGGCAACUAAGGAAAACGGCGAGAAAAAGAGCAAGAAAAGGGAUAAAUCUAAGAAACAGGAGCAGCCGAUAAAACCGCCUUUCAACUUUGACCUUGCUGAGUUUCUUGCAGACUAUUUUUCCAAAGAAAAAACAACAAAAAACUCUGAUAAUAGAUCACAGCAGCAGACCACCACGUGGAAAAAUCGACGUAAACAGAGGAAAGGGAAACACUGCACAGGAUAUGAAAUUUGAAGCAAAAAGAGGAAAGACAACAUGUGUACAAGAUGCCCCUUCUAUUGUGUGACAUGAGACGGCCCUAACUAUUUUGUCUUCCACUUCCUCGCCCUCGUUAUAUAUUCUACUAUAAUACAUGCACGUUAGCCGAUUAUUUAUUUAACACAACCAUCUGCAUGCUUUGGAUACUGUAUCACAAUGCGCAAUGGCAUAACUUGACAUGACCUCUAAUAAUACUGUAGGUAUGGUCUUACAGAAACAGUUUCAAUUACUCCGUUUGCUGUAAGUCAAGCAUGGCCCUUUGAUAUUAGAAUACCUGCAAUAGAGGUUCACCAUAAAAAGCAAUGUCGUCUGCCAGGCAUCAUUAGAAGAGAAUCAGUUGUAGUCUGGCAUACAUUGUUAAGGCACGGUAAAUAUUAUGAUUAUCUUCAUAUUUGAAACAAAUUGGGUAUCGCCUACAUUGCACAUGCAUUUGAUUCAUACUACAGAGUUUUGACCAUUAUAAUUGACAAAGACUUUGAUGACAUGCAAUUUUCCGAUUUUAUCUGUGUCAAUAUAAACUCCGUUAUAAUUACUGUGCUUGUCGUAGGUUGGAUCGUUGGUUGACUGUCGUCGAGUUAUUGUUUUUACAUACAUUGUAUAUUCAUAUGCUCCUCUGACAUCAAGACGAUUUUCGAUGUACCCUACAGUUUUUGUAACCAACAACCUUGUGAAAGCAUUACAUCCAUGCAUGAAUACAGCAUAUGUCGCCAUUGAAGCUGUACAUUAUUAUCUGGAGAGCGGCUCGAGACUGUCGUUGGCAGGUGGCUUUGUCAACAAGACAGUAGGACAGGUAACCGGAUAUACGGCUGGGACUACAGGUGCGGUGAAGGUAGAACUGUAUAUGGUUCCAAAAAUGUAAAACAGAUUAGGAUUUUUGACAUUUCAAUUAAGACUCACAAUCUUAAAUAGAUAGAGAAAUAAAAUGAAAAAAUAAAUAAUUACGAAAACGAAUUCAACUUUUUCAUAUUCUUGAUAUUUACCUGUUGAAAAUAUCAAAGUUUAAAUAAAAAAAAGAAGAAAAAAAAGCUUUUUAAAUUUAAACUGUGAAGGGUUAAACCGUUCGAUCGCUUCCAUAACACAACCAUCUUGAUUACUGUAUUUUUUAUUAUAUGUGUAAUAUUUUUCAUUGUGAGUUUAUUUGCCUCAUGAUGUCGAAGAUAUUAUUUUUUGCAGAUUUUUUUUUGUAUAUACAAUGUUUGUUAAUAGAAUGAUAAGGAUUUGUAAUUGAUAUAUUUCAUAUUCACCUAUAUCUUGCAUCCGAGGACAAGGUAACAUCCACUCACCAUACAGGUAUCUGUAUAUAAUAACGUUUCUGCUGCACGUACCUACGUACAGUAGAAACUAUAAUCACGUUACUGUUAUAUAAAUAGUCCUCUACUUACGGCUAGCAUAUCGUAACUUAUAAGCUAGCCGGACAAUAUAAGUUGAUUACAAUACCAUCCCCAGUGAAUUCUGGGAGAUACCGGCAUGCUCAGCCUCUUUUCCGAUUUGGGCGCGAGACGGACAAGACGUGCUUUUGGGAGUCCCUUAUUAACAAGGUAAAUAACUUCUAUUUUGAUCGCAUGCUAUUGAUAUGCCGCAGAGGGCAUUAAUAUGUUAUUGUCAGCGAAUGCCGAUGAGGGCAUUUUUAAUAACGUAGCGAGUAUGCCGCAGAGGGCAUUAUAAUUUAAGACUGCCGAUGAGGGCAUUUUUAGUAAUAGUUAAUUGCAUGAGAUGAUUAUGCCGCAGAGGGCAUUAUUAUUAUUAUCAUUAUCAGUGAACGCCGAUGAGGGCUUUGUGUUUGAGUAAAUGCCAUGUUGGUUGCGCAUA